CGGGUAGGAAACCAGUUGCAGUCGGAGCAGCGUCCUCGACAGUCACGCUGCUUUCCUAUAUUUCUCUCCAUUGCCGAUUCAAAAUUUUAAAAAACCAAACAGCUGGUCGCCCCAUUUUUGGCUUUUCCGCGUACUUCCGAAAAACAAAAGAAAAAAACAAAAGAAAUUCGAUAUAUCGAUUUCCAGGUAGUUUUGCUAUAUUCAUCAAACACCACUCUUAAUAUACGUUCUUGUGCCGAUGCGAUUGUGGAGAGAGGACUUUGUUGGUCUACGCUUGUAUAAUAGGCCUACAUUAGACCGUGGAGAUUGGAAAAUCAAUUCAAAACAAAAGUGAAACAAAGAACAUCAACAUCCCAAUCUAACCGUUUUGUUAGUUCAGUUUUGUUUUGGUGUUUUCUUUUUUGAUUCGAUCAAACACAAUUCAAAAUUGAUUGUUAGUGACAUGGUGUUUGUUUGGACUUGACGAAUCGCCGCACGAAGAUUCUUAUAACAACCAUCCGGUCCGAAAGAUCCACAACAAAAUGGCCGAAGGACAAAUUUUGCGCAUGUGUCACUGGACAAGAUGGCCGCUGCUGGCCGGCGGCAAUCAUUUGCGACCGUUCCAGCGUUCCGUCUACGUCCUUGUCGUGUGGACUUGCCUUUGCUAUGGCCUUUUCCAAAUCUCGAGCCACGGGUCGGCAGACUCUUCGUCAAGUGGCGCCGGUGCGGGAUAUGCCGGAGCCGGACCUGUCAAUUCCCGCCUCCUCUUGCAGAAGGUCACAGAGACGCCGUUGACCUCAACGGCCGCCUCCAGCGGAGUGGCCGUCGGCACGGCCACUCAACCCGCCACCAGCACCGAUCCGGCCGGUGUCAAAAUCGAUCGAACGAAACCCACCGACGACGAGGACAUGGCGCCGUUCAUCCAGCAACGUGUUCCAAAUGUGCCUUUCGAGUUCUGGCUUCGUGAAAAGGCCAAGAUCUACGGCAAAAAUCACACGUGCGCCUUCUAUCCCAGCGUGUUUGACAUCAAAUUCAAUAACAAUUACUGGCAAAUGUUCCGGUCAUCGAACGGGACAUUUUACUUGUACGGAGCUUAUCACGACAACCGGCCAGCCGUUGCGAAGGCGACCAUCCGAAUUCUCGGAAUGAUUGACCGGAUUGAACCGACAGUCAAGACGCAUUGUUUGUUGUGGUACGACGCGGCCAAAGAUCCGGUCGUCAUGCCCGUCGUCGAGUACAAGUACGUCUGGAACCAGAAAUGGGGCAAUUACAAACAGGGGCUCCUUCAACCUUAUCUGAUGGCCUGUCAUCUGCCUACGGCGGCCGUCCUGGCCAACAAGGGAUUGCCGCUCGAUCAAGUGCCCAUCUCCGUUUCUUUGACCGAGAAAGGCUGCGAACCGCCCACCAACAAUUUGCGGGUCAACAACAACGUGCCGGCCAAAAAAGGCCGUUUCGCCGUCUGCGUCAAAGGGCUGGAUUUCUUGCGGGAAGAUCUGAGCGUCCGCCUGGUCGAGUGGAUCGAACUGUUGGGCCUACUCGGCGCGGACAAGAUCUUCCUCUACGAGCUGGAAGUGCAUCCGAACAUCUCGAAGGUGUUGCGCUACUACCAGCAGACGGGCCGCGUCCAAUUGACGCCCAUCACGCUGCCGGGCGAACAGCCGAACGUGCCCGGCUUACGUCACAUGUACCUCAAGUCGAAGAUCACGAGCAAGCGCCAGAACGAGGUGAUCCCGUACAACGACUGCCUGUACCGCAAUCUGCACAGUUACGACUACAUCGCGCUCAUGGACACGGACGAGGUCAUCCUGCCUAAGAACGUGCAGACGUGGAACGAACUGAUUGACAUCAUCGUGCCGAAAUCGUUGGCCGCGGCCAAUUACACGCGCGCGUCCUAUAAUUUCCGCAACGUCUACUUUUGGGACGAUGCCGAACAUUCGCACAGGUGGGAGGCCAACAUCCCGCGCCACAUGCACAUGCUGCAGCACGUCUACCGCAGCUAUAAUUACACGAAACCUAAUCAGUACGUCAAGUGCUUCCACAACGUUCAGAAGAUUCUGACGCUGCACAAUCACUUCCCUCUGGCGUGUCUGGGCGGCGGGUGCACGUCCUAUCCCGUCGAACCCGAGACGGCCCAUUUGCAGCACUACCGCGCCGAUUGCGUCAGCACGUUGAAGAAGAGUUGCGACACAGAGUACAAGCAGCAUCUGGUCAAAGACACCAUCAUUUGGCGUUACAAGGAGGACCUCAUUCCUCGUGUUUCUCAAGUGCUCAAGUCUCUCGAUUUCUUCGAUCAAAACAAGGGCGAAGCCAAUCAGCUGUAGAGCCAUACACACUUUGUUUGGGGGCCGGUUUGUUUGGUGUCUCGUCAAGGACCAGACACACCCAACACACACGCACACAUCCGUAUGUUUUUUGUUUUUUGUUUGUUUAUGAAACCAUGACAUUUAAAAAAAAAAAGAGAAUUUCGUUUUGUUUGGUCGGUUUGUGUAAACACGUACUGUAGUCAGACGCUCAAGACAAAACACACUUAAUUGGAUGGCAGAUUAAAAAUAAAAAAACAGAGGAGGAAGGGGCUUAUGCAUAAUGAAUGCAUCGUCAGUCAAAAUAUAGUUUAGGGAAAGCUCAAUGUUUCUUUGGCACCGUCGCUUCUCUCCGACAUCUCGUCUCAGCAUGGACCAGUCGACCAAUUCCUAUUGUAUGUAAUCACCGUUUGUCAACAAUAGGAUAUUAGAUAGAAAUGUUGAGACAUUCAAAGUUUUUUAUUCAAUUUUUUAAUGAGGAGGUUGAAGAGAGAGAGAGAAAAAAAAACAUGGCCGCGGUGCUUACUCUAUCGCGAUCUACGUCCACACGUCAGUCGUUUUUUUGUUUUUUUUGGUUUUGCAAUUGAAACGAGCUAUUCACACACAGUGCACAAUUUGUGUUUGUUAAACUAAUAAUUUUUCUUGUAUGUGUUUUUUUUUUUUAAUGUUAUAGCCUACCCAGUACUGAAUGUCCUUGUUUCUCUUUCUGUUUUAAUUCCUUCGGCAUGAAUGACGUUGAAUGGUUUCGAAAGAAAAUAGAUAAAAGCUUUUUUAUAUGAUGCAAUCGAUAAUAUUGUGCUUUUUGGUUUUUUUUUUUCUUUUUCUUUUGAGCACCGAGUUUGGAGAAGACGCACAACUCUCCGGUGAAGAUAACGUGCGAUGUGAUGAUUUAUCUUGCGAACAAGCAAAAAUAGCUUUCAUUUUUUUCUUUUUAAAGACUUCCAUUUUCAUUUUAUCUAACGGAAAGACAAGAACUGAAAUCUCGAAUAAUCCAAUUUGACAUGGCCACGUCCAUUGCCAAACCAUCAUUUCCAUUAUUAUGCAAAAGUGCUUGUGUUAUUUCACUCAGUUUUUUUUUUCAAAUUUUCUUACAUUUUUUUUUUUACAUCCAGAAAAGUUAAACAUUCAUUUGAUUCUAUUUCAAUCAAUUUUUUGUUUUGUUUGUGGACUGUGAACCACUCGUGAGACACAUUUCUGUGAAAUGCACACGCCACCCCCCAAAAUCGCACUUCGCUUUUUGUUCACUGUUUUUACUGUAAAUGGUGCACGAUUCAUUAUAUAUUAUUUUUUUCCUUCUUGAUCAUUUUUUUUUUCGUAUAUUCUUAAUGCCUUAGCCACCAUCCGUAAUUGUCGGCAAAAUCAAUUUGUUUUUUCUUCAAAUACGUGUCCAUACCGUCCUAUAUUAGAUACGCAGCCUGUUGCGUAUCAUUGUGCUAGUGUUUUUGUGAAUUAAAAACGAUUACAAAAUAAGAAAACGUU
Daphnia magna is the source of this 3758-nucleotide messenger RNA. RefSeq lists its product as uncharacterized. Bases 522 to 2300 code for a protein of 592 amino acids. The record is from RefSeq and is a predicted model, not a curated record. The transcript has 3 exons. NCBI's taxonomy places the organism in Eukaryota, Metazoa, Arthropoda, Branchiopoda, Diplostraca, Daphniidae.